AUGGAGCUCCAACCAGACAUGGCUUUGGUCCUCUCCAAGCACGUUCUACUGACGGAAGCCAAGAACUCGAACGCCGUGAUUUCCCCGCUGUCAAUCCAUGUCGUGCUGAGCCUCAUCGCCGCCGGCUCAAAGGGAUCCACUCAGGACCAGUUGCUGUCUUUCCUCCAGGCCAAGUCGAUCGAUCAUCUCAACUCUAUCUCUGCCAAGCUCAUCUCCGUUUUUGCUGAGGGAAGCGCCAGUCGAGAAAGUCCAAAACCGUCGUCGUCUUUCUUGAAGGGCAAGUUAAUUGAACAUUUCAACUCCAUCUUCCCCAAGCGCGUCCCCGUUUUGGCUGAGGGAAGCACCAGUCGAGAAUGUCCUGAGCUGUUGCUUGCUAAUGGGAUUUGGGUGGACAAGUCGGUUCAUUUGAAGCGAUCUUUCAAACUGGUUGUGGGCAAUGUCUACAAGGCUGCUUGUCAUGAAGUCGACUUCCAAGCUAAGUCCAUGAACAUGAUCCUCGUCUUUUUAAAUGAACUCUGA
Messenger RNA from Linum tenue, 519 nucleotides. NCBI's taxonomy places the organism in Eukaryota, Viridiplantae, Streptophyta, Magnoliopsida, Malpighiales, Linaceae. The record is from the annotation of a GenBank genome assembly.